Mesitornis unicolor (brown roatelo) is the source of this 942-nucleotide messenger RNA. It is a transcript of the gene IRF1, whose product is annotated as interferon regulatory factor 1. Gene Ontology annotation, biological process: regulation of transcription by RNA polymerase II; immune system process. The coding region runs from base 4 to 942 and encodes 312 amino acids. The transcript has 9 exons. The record is from RefSeq and is a predicted model, not a curated record. Gene Ontology annotation, molecular function: RNA polymerase II cis-regulatory region sequence-specific DNA binding; DNA-binding transcription factor activity, RNA polymerase II-specific. Gene Ontology annotation, cellular component: nucleus. NCBI's taxonomy places the organism in Eukaryota, Metazoa, Chordata, Aves, Mesitornithiformes, Mesitornithidae.
AACAUGCCGGUGUCAAGAAUGCGCAUGAGGCCCUGGUUGGAAAUGCAGAUUAAUUCCAAUCAAAUACCAGGACUGAUAUGGAUUAACAAGGAUAAGAUGAUGUUUCAAAUCCCAUGGAAACACGCAGCGAAGCACGGCUGGGACAUGGAGAAAGACGCCUGCCUUUUCCGGAGCUGGGCCAUUCAUACAGGAAGAUACAAAGAAGGUGAGAAAGACCCUGACCCGAAAACUUGGAAGGCGAACUUCCGCUGCGCGAUGAAUUCCCUGCCCGACAUCGAAGAAGUGAAGGAUAAAAGCAUCAACAAAGGCUCCAGCGCUGUCCGUGUUUACAGGAUGCUGCCGCCCUUGACGAAGGAUCAGAAGAAAGAAAGGAAGUCAAAGUCUUCACGAGAAGCAAGAAACAGGAGCAAGAGAAAGUCGUAUGAAGAGAUGAGGGCGGAGGAGUCAGCAGAAAGCCUAACCAGCACCCCCCUGCCAGAUGACCACAGUGGCUACACCGUUCAGGACUACUCGGGGCAGGAAGUGGAGGUUGAGAGCACAUCCAUCACCUUAGACCUCUCCCCGUGCGAGGUGAGCACCUCCCUGACUGACUGGAGGCCGAUGGAAAUCACCAUGGCUGACAGCACCAACGACCUCUACCCGCUUCAGGUGUCUCCCCUGGCUUCGUCCUCCGAAGAUGAAGAGGAAAUGAAUUCGCACAUUUUUAAGCUGCUGGAACCAGCCCAGGACUGGCACACCACCAGCGUCGGGGGCAAAGGCUUCCUCACCAACGAGCCGGGCACGCAGACCAUGUGUAACACUUACUACAAGGAGCAGGACGGAGAGGUCGACACCACUUCAGGAGAGCUAGAGCUCAGGUUUUUUGACCAGAAAAACAUCCUAGACUUCUCCUGGCUGGAUACAAUGAGACCUACCAUGCAAGCCAUUCCCUGCGGCUUGUGA